Messenger RNA from Acanthopagrus latus (yellowfin seabream), 1006 nucleotides. RefSeq names its product paraneoplastic antigen-like protein 5. Gene Ontology annotation, molecular function: nucleic acid binding; zinc ion binding. The transcript has a single exon. The record is from RefSeq and is a predicted model, not a curated record. NCBI's taxonomy places the organism in Eukaryota, Metazoa, Chordata, Actinopteri, Spariformes, Sparidae. The coding region runs from base 162 to 872 and encodes 236 amino acids.
UUUCUCUCUCUGACCUUGAUAAAACUCGUAAAAUCCUCGAGAGUCUUCUUGUUCCAGCUUCUGAUGUCAUUAGGCAUCUUGGUCCUGAAGCGUCUCCUACAGUCUAUCUGCAAUUGUUAGACUCUGCGUUUGCCACGGUUGAAGAUGGAGAAGAACUGUUCAUGCGGUUCAUGAGCACAUUCCAGGAUUCUGGAGAAAAAUCAUCUACGUACCUGCAGCGCCUUCAGGUUGCCCUGGGUAACGCGGUGCGCAGAGGAGGUGUCCCAGCACAGGACGGAGACAAACACCUACUCCGGCAGUUUUGCAGGGGCUGCUGGGACAACGCCCUGCUUGCUGACCUCCACCUAGAACAGAAAAAGCAGAACCCUCCAUCAUUUGCUGAGCUUUUAAAACUUUUACGCACUGAAGAGGGAAGACAAGAAGCCAAGGUCAUGAGAAUGAAACAACACUUGGGUACCACAAAACAGAAAGCUGCAUCCCACGUGCAAACUUUGUGUAACUGCGGUGAGACCCAAGCUGAGUCUGAUGCUAGCAGCAUACAUGAGCUAAGGAAGCAAGUUGCCGACCUGAAAACUCAGCUAACAUCCCUCAUGAAAAAGAAAGAGACAGCAUCCCCCAACCAAGAAAAAGUGAAAGUGAAAGAAAAACAAAAACCUGACCAUGCAACCACAGAAACCAACCUACCUUCCCAUAGGAGUGCGACUUCCAAGCCAAAGCCUUGGUACUGCUUUCGCUGUGGGGAGGAUGGGCACAUCGUUGCCACCUGUGAGUCGGAUGCCAACCCUGCCCUGGUAGCAGCAAAAAGAAAAGAACUGAGACAACGGCAGCAGUUAUGGGAGACACAGAACACCUCUCCUUUUCUUUUAAACUGAGCUCAGUUCCUGUCGUGGGACAGACAGGAACUGAGACUAGUCAACCAGGUCCCACUGAAUCCAAACCGAAAGUCAAGCAACGUGCUAUGCUAAAACAGUCUCACACAAGAGCUCAACCCUUCAAGCUACCUAAA